AUGGAAGAAGAAGACCAGCAAAAGAUCCUAGAUCUAGUAAAAGAACUAGUCAAUCGCGUACUCUCUCGAAACCCACAAAACCCUAAACCCUCAAUUUCUAGUAACCCUAACUCUCCUGAUUUCCAGAAUUCUCUUCGCUACGCAAUCCGCAUUCUCUCCAGCAGAUUAACCCCUUCGAUUGCCCCUGAUGCCGCUGCAAUCGCUGAAUCAAUCAAGCGUGGUCUUGCCACUCAAGGUAAAUCCUCUCAAGCUCUCAAUUUUGCUGAGUUAUACAACAAAUUUGCAUCGAAAACGGGUCCGGGAAGUAUUAAUAACAAAUGGGCAGUUCUUUAUUUGCUUAAAAUAAUUUCUGAAGAUACAAAAGUUGCACAAAAUGCUCCAAAUUCAACGCUUUUGUUUCCUAAUUUGGGGUUAAAUGAGCUUGAUUUGAGUAAUGAAUCGCGGGGUUCACGUAAUUUCAAGAGAGGGGAAAAGGGUUACGAUAAUGGUGUUUUGUUGGUUAGUAAAGAUCCGGAAAAUUUGCGUGAAAUCGCGUUUAGAGAGUUUGUUAAUUUGGUUAAAGAGGAAAAUGAGGUGUCUGAAGAGGUUUUAGUGAGAGAUGUGCUAUAUGCUUGUCAAGGGAUUGAUGGGAAAUAUGUGAAGUUUGAUGCAAACGUUGAUGGGUAUGCUUUAUCAGAUUUAAUUAAGGUUCCUAGAGCUACAAGGGUAUUGGUGCGGAAGUUGUGUGAAUUGGGGUGGUUGUUUAGGAAAGUUAAAGGGUAUAUUUCAGAGAGUAUGGAUCGGUUUCCAGCUGAAGAUGUGGGAACUGUAGGGCAGGCAUUUUGUGCUGCGUUACAGGAUGAGCUUUCAGAUUAUUAUAAGUUGUUGGCUGUGCUUGAAACACAGGCGAUGAAUCCAAUUCCAUUGGUUUCGGAGACAGCUAGUUCGGGUAAUUAUUUGUCAUUGAGAAGGUUGUCGGUUUGGUUUGCUGAGCCAAUAGUGAAAAUGAGGUUAAUGGCUGUUUUGGUUGAUAAGUGCAGAGUUUUGAGGGGUGGGGCAAUGGCUGGGGCUAUACAUCUGCAUGCCCAGCAUGGCAAUCCAUUGGUGCACGAGUUCAUGAGGAGUUUACUGCAGCGUGUGUGUUCGCCACUUUUUGAAAUGGUUAGGAGUUGGGUUUUGGAAGGGGAGUUGGAAGAUAUUUUUUCUGAGUUCUUUGUUGUGGGUCAGCCAGUGAAAGCUGAGUCACUUUGGAGGGAGGGUUACAGGCUACAUGCUGGGAUGCUUCCUUCAUUUAUUUCACAACCCCUUGCUCAGCGCAUUUUAAGGACUGGGAAGUCAAUAAAUUUUCUUCGUGUCUGUUGCGAUGAUCGUGGCUGGGCUGAUGCUGCAACAGAGGCUGCUGCUGCUGCUGGGACCACAACUAGAAGAGGGAGUCUUGGAUAUGGUGAAACUGAUGCACUUGAAACUCUGGUUGUUGAAGCAGCAAAGAGAAUUGAUAAACAUCUAUUGGAUGUUAUGUACACGAGGUAUAAAUUCAAAGAACACUGCCUUGCAAUCAAGCGUUAUUUGCUUCUGGGACAAGGUGAUUUUGUUCAGUAUUUAAUGGAUAUUGUUGGGCAGGAACUUUCUGAGCCUGCUAAUACAAUUAGUUCAUUCCAGUUGGCAGGGUUGCUGGAAAGUGCUAUUCGGUCAUCUAAUGCUCAAUAUGAUGAUCCUGACAUAUUAGAUAGGUUGAGGGUGAAGAUGAUGCCGCAUGGAACUGGAGAUAGGGGCUGGGAUGUAUUCUCAUUGGAAUAUGAUGCCAGAAUACCAUUAGACACAGUGUUUACAGAAUCUGUUAUGGCAAGGUAUUUAAGAAUUUUUAAUUUCCUGUGGAAGCUGAGGCGAGUAGAGCAUGCACUUAUUGGUGCGUGGAAGACAAUGAAACCUAAUUGUAUUACUUCUCAUUCUUUCACCAAGCUGCAGCAUGUAGUCAAGUUGCAGUUACUUUCAACAUUGAGACGAUGCCAGGUCCUUUGGAAUCAGAUGAAUCAUUUUGUCACAAACUUGCAAUAUUAUAUCAUGUUUGAAGUUUUGGAGGUUUCAUGGUCUAACUUCUCAAAUGAGAUGGAAGUAGCAAGGGAUCUUGAUGAUCUACUUGCAGCACAUGAUAAGUAUCUCCGUUCAAUUGUAGAGAAAUCUCUUCUUGGUGAACGAUCCCUAUCCCUAUACAAGUCACUCUUUGCCUUAUUCGACCUUAUAUUACGUUUCAGAAGUCAUGCAGAUCGGUUGUAUGAAGGAAUUUACGAUUUACAAGCAAGAACCAGGGCAUCCUCGUUAUCCUCUCAAGACAAGAAACAAUCACGGAGGCAGACAAGAGAUAAAUCUUCAGAGGUUGGAUCAUGGCUUAUUGAUGGUAGGAAGGCCCUAGAACAACGUGCUGGUGAAUUUCUUCAAAAUACGGGGCAGGAACUGGAAGCAAUAUCUAAAGAAUAUACAGUGUUGCUUGAAGGUUUCUUGUCUCAGUUGCCUGUGCAGCAGCAUGUUGAUUUGAAAUUCCUCUUCUUUCGGCUUCACUUCACUGAAUUUUAUAGUCGGUUGCAUCCUGGCACAUAG
This is a messenger RNA of Dovyalis caffra, 2574 nucleotides long. The record is from the annotation of a GenBank genome assembly. NCBI's taxonomy places the organism in Eukaryota, Viridiplantae, Streptophyta, Magnoliopsida, Malpighiales, Salicaceae.